AUGAAGGUCUACAACACCCUCGCUCUCGUUCCCUUUAUCGGUCAAAUCAAUGCUCUUCUCGACGCCGACACCUUGGUCAAGAACUAUUUUGGCAAUGACGCACCAUGGUACCGCAACCGCAUUCCAUUCUUUGAGUCCAGCGACCAAGAUCUCACCAAUGUGUACUACUACCGCUGGGGCAUUUUCCGAGCUCAUCAACGCGACCUUGGCGCCAAUGGAUUCAUCUCCACCGAGUUCUUGGAUGAUGUAGGCUGGCAACAUAAGCCGUGGGCCUCACUGAACGAUGCAACGGGCUUCCAUCUUUUGGAGGGAAGAUGGGUACGCGAUCGCAGGUUCAAGGAUGACUAUCAAACGUUCAUGUUCAGCGCGAACAGCAACAGGAGACAGUUUUCAGAGAGCAUGGCUGCGUCUGUCUGGCAAACCUACUUGGUAGAUGGGGCGGCGGGUGAUGCGACCAAGCUACUGGAUGCUAUGCAGGUUGUUUAUGAAGCCUGGAAAGAUUCAUAUGACACUUCAAAGGGUCUUUACUCAGUUGAGCCGCUUCGCGAUGCUACCGAAUACACCAUCUCUAGUAUCGAUGCCUCGGGUGCCCAGGACGGCUUCACCGGCGGCAACUCAUUCCGUCCUAGCAUCAACAGUUAUCAAUAUGCCAACGCGAGAGCAAUUGCCAAUAUUGCAGCGCUGAAAGGAGGAUUAAGCGGCACCGUCUCCACCUACAACUCCAAGGCGACAGCCCUCAAGGGACGCGUGCAAGAUGCGCUCUGGAACUCUACCUACGAGCACUUUAUCGAUCGCUUCCAAGUCAACAACAAGUACGUCACUUACUGGGACUUUAUUCGCGGACGCGAGUUAGUCGGCAUGGUACCUUGGACUCACGACCUCCCUGACGACACUGCCGCAUACGCAAAGGCCUGGACUCAUGUCCUAAACACUAACCAACUUGCCGGCCCGCACGGCCUGCGCACUGUAGAGCCAAGCUACCAGUGGUACAUGCGCCAGUACCGUUACGAAGGAAAGAACCCGGAAUGUCAGUGGAACGGUCCUAUAUGGCCAUUCCAGACUACCCAAGUUCUCACCGGCCUUGCCAACUUCCUGGAUCACUACCGCACAGGUGCCGCAACGGGUAUCAUCAAGAAUUCCGACUACGUUCAUCUUCUGAAGCAGUACGCACAGCUUCACCGCAACCCCAAGACCGGUGUUCUAGAUCUCGAGGAAGAUUACUACCCAGACACUGGUCUCCCAAUCGUCGGGCUCAAGCGCUCAAACCACUACUUCCACUCUGGCUUCAACGACCUCAUCAUUACGGGUCUCGUCGGCAUCCGCCCCUCCACAAACGCCAGCAUCGAAGUAAACCCUCUCGCCGACUCAUCAAUCUCCUACUUCCGCCUCGACCGCGUCCUAUACCACGGCCGCGAGGUCGCCAUCCAAUGGGACGCCACAGGUUCGCACUAUGGCACCGCUGGCCUGCAAAUCGAAGUCGACGGUAAAGUCGUAGCCUCAUCUCCCAAACUCGGUCGUCUCUCUGCACCACUCACCUCCAGCGCUCCAACGGCCAUAACACGCAAAAUCGUAAAGUCCGUCCAGUUGAACAGCACCACUGCGUUCCCCCAUGGUACCACGUCGACGAAUGAGGGUACGAGUGUCACAUACCCCGCCAUCGAUGGUCGCAUUUACUUCUACAGCGAACCUAAUGCGAAGAAUGGAUGGGACUCGCCCGCCGGUAAUGGAGCGGAUGUCUGGUAUCAGAUUGACUUUGGCUCCGCUCAGUCGAUCAGCAGCGCUGAGUUGGCGUUUUGUGCGAAUGCGGGUCAGGGAUAUGAUGUACCAGCUUCUUACAGCAUACAGGUACUCAGCGGAAGCACGUGGACUGCUGUUCAAGGUGGAAAGUACGAUACCGCGCUUGCUAAUGGAAUUACUAAUGUAGCGUGGAACACUGUGUCGAGUAGGCAGGUGAGGGUGUUGUUUAGGCCGAAGAGUGGGUCGAAGGUUAGGGUUGUUGAGUUUAAGGUUUACUAG
Molecule: messenger RNA, 2016 nt
Organism: Pyrenophora tritici-repentis Pt-1C-BFP
Lineage: Eukaryota; Fungi; Ascomycota; Dothideomycetes; Pleosporales; Pleosporaceae
Product: F5-F8-type-C multi-domain protein
Biological process (GO): carbohydrate metabolic process
Source: RefSeq, a predicted model, not a curated record